AUGGAAUGUGUGAGUUCUGUUAGCUACUCAGUGUUUGUCAAUGGACAACCUGGUAGAGUUAUAAACCCAACUAGAGGAAUUAGGCAAGGGGAUCCCAUGUCCCCUUACCUAUUUCUUAUCUGUGGAGAGGGCCUAAGUCAGUUACUUAAUAAAGCUGAGGAAGGGGGGAGGAUCAAAGGUGUAUUUGUGGCUAGAGGUGGUAUCAAAAUUAAUCACCUUAUGUUUGCAGAUGAUUGUGUGGUGUUUUGUAGAGCUCAGCUAGAGGAAUGGAGAAGAAUAGAGGGAAUUCUGUGUACCUAUGAGCUAGCUUUAGGUCAAACCAUUAGCAAGCAGAAAACUGCUAUUUUUUUUAGUAGCAACACUAAGGCUUCUGUAAAGAGCUUGAUCACCAGGGAGGUUGGGGCCACUGGUUGUAACAAUUAUGAUAAGUAUCUGGGAUUACCAGCUGUAGUGGGAAGAACUGGGAAAGAAAUCAUGAUUAAGGCAGUCCUACAAGCAAUUCCCACAAACUCUAUGAGUGUGUUUAGGAUGCCUAAGAAGCUUUGUGUGGAUUUGGAGGCUUUAAUGGCCAGAUUUUGGUGGAGACAAGGAAAGAAGGAAACAAGAAUUCAUUGGUGGAAGUGGGGGAGACUGGGUGACACAAAAGAAAUGGGUGGACUUGGCUUUAGAGAUAUGGAGAAUUUUAAUAAAGCCAUGCUAGCUAAACAAGGAUGGAGGCUAAUGAAAAUGAAGAAUUACCUUGUGGUUAGGAUCUAUAAUGAAAUGUAUCUUAAGGGUGGUUUAUUUACUGAUGCAAAGUUGGGACACAUGCCUUCUUAUAUCUGGAGGAGUUUGUGGUUUGUUAAAGAUGUGGAUAAAAAUGGGAAGAGGUGGAGGUCUCCUGUAAAGGUGUUGAGUGUUGAUGCUCGAGUAAGUGAUCUGAUAGAUGAAGAAAAAAGAGAAUGGAAAGUUGACUUGAUUAGGGAAGUUUUUUGUUCAGAAAAGGCAGAUACUAUAUGUACCAUCCCUAUUAGUAAAACUAGGGCAGAGGAAAAGCACUUUUGGGGGCUAUCUAGAGAUGGAAAGUUCUCUGUAAGAAACACUUAUCAUGCAGAAAAUCAGAAAAAUAGAGAAAUGAAUGGGGAAUCAAUCAUCUACUGUAAGGGAUGGGAAGGAAAAAUGGAAGCAGCUGUGGGCCUUACAUGUCCUAGGAGAAUGAAAGCAUAUGAUAUGGAGGGCCUUGAACAACAUCCUCCCCACCAGGGAGAAUCUGAAAAGCAGAAAGGUGCUAAAAGAGGCUAUGUGUCCAAUAUGCCUGUAGCAGGAGGAAUCAGUAGGCCAUGUACUAUGGAACUGUCCAGCUUCCUUGGAUGUGUGGACAGUAAAGGGGCCCUGUUCAAAAGUGGAAUUCAUGCAUAG
This is a messenger RNA of Juglans microcarpa x Juglans regia, 1398 nucleotides long. RefSeq lists its product as uncharacterized. The transcript is spliced from 3 exons. The record is from RefSeq and is a predicted model, not a curated record. The coding region runs from base 1 to 1398 and encodes 465 amino acids. Lineage: Eukaryota; Viridiplantae; Streptophyta; Magnoliopsida; Fagales; Juglandaceae.